CACAGGUUGUACGUAUUGUGUUCACACGGUGCAGCGAACGUGGCCAAACAUUCUUCUUUAUUUAGGUCACGUAACGAUUGUUUACAUUAUGUUAGUGUCGCUAAGGUAAUCGUUGCUCUCUCACUAAUGACACGUAUUUCAAUAUGUAGGAGUGUACUUCAUCUACAUGGCAGCCUGCACUGUCAUCAAAUGGUGCCAAGCAGCGGUUCCUCCAUAUUGUAGCUCAGAAAACAAAACACUCGUGGAAAAGACGCAAACGGGGAGAAGCAAAUUAGCCCUGGCAUGUGACAACCAGCUGCUCGAGGUUGCAAUGAUUCCUAGGGGAAAAAAAAAAACAUUACACGGAAAGCUGACAAGAAGCAGCUUGGCGAGAGGAAGUCUACCCAAUAAAUUAUCUCCUAAAACGACUGCAGCCUUGCCGAAUAGCCUUCCUGUAAAGUUGACACCUACAGCGAUGUUCGCUUGCAUACUUUGGCUGCUCGUCGCAAGCAACCAGCACCUUCUGCUCUCCGAAGCUGCACGAGCGUUCACGAUAGAUUAUAAAAGAGAAACAUUCCUAAAAGACGGCAAGCCCUUCCGGUUCGUCGGAGGCUCAAUGCACUACUUCCGGGUACCGCGACCCUACUGGGACGACCGUCUGCGCAAGAUGCGAAUGGGUGGCCUGAACGUCGUCGACUUCUACAUCGACUGGAGCGGUCACGAGCCGGAACCCGGACAGUACAACUUCCGCGACAACUACGACCUGUCCGCUUUCCUGGAAGCAGUGAAGAAGGCCGACCUGCUGGCCCUGGUGAGACCGGGACCCUUCGUGUGCGGCGAAAUCGACAACGCCGGCUUUCCGUACUGGCUGGUCAGAAAGCACCCCGACAUUCAAUACCGGACGAUGCAGCGAGAGUACGUUCAAGAAGUGCAGAAGUGGUUCAACGUCCUCUUCCCCAAGAUAGCCCCGUACCUCUACAAGAACGGCGGGCCCAUCAUCCUGGUUCAGCUGGAGAACGAGUACGGUCACCUGGACGGCUACUGCGAUCCCAACUACAUGGAGUUCAUGCUCCAGUUGCAGGAAAGGCUCCUGGGCAAGGACGUGGUCAUGUUCCGAAGCGACUCGCCCGUACAGUCGAGGUACGACUGCGACCGGGUUCGCGACGUGCUCGUGGCGGGCAACUGUUACCCAAGGACGAACGUUUCGGAAACGUUCGCCGCCAUUCGCCGGGGUAUGGUGAGGCCCGGAGGCCCGAUUCUGGUGCCAGAGUACUACACCGGCUGGAUGGACUACUGGGGCUAUGCGCACAACAAGGAGAACCCGCGAGACGUCGUCAAAACCUUCGAGCAGAUGAUGGAUCACGGAGCCAACGUGGUCUUCUACAUGUACCACGGCGGAACCAGCUUCGGCUUCAAGGCGGGCACGAGCAACACGGCGCCUCUGGUCAGCAGCUACGACUACGGGGCGCCGCUGGCCGAGGACGGCGAUCCCAGGCCUUACUACUACCAGAUCCGCAAGUCCAUCAGCAAAUACAUGCCAGUUCCCAAGGGAAAACUCCCGCGGCGAUCCCGGAAGCUGAGCCUCGGCGCGAUUCGCAUGAACGAAGGUACUCCGCUGGACAGGGUAUUGCGACACUUCCUGGACAAGGGGUGGCUUAGGCAAAAGCGGUCCAAGUACCCGAUGACGUUCGAAGAGUUUGGCUUGGACUUUGGCUUUAUGGUGUACAAAACGAGAGCCCAAGUGCGGCGCGCUCGUAAGUACAAGGUCACGUUGCACGGCCUGCGGGACCGCGCGCACUUGUCACUGCGACAAGAACGUCACGUGAUACAAGCGUUCACGAUGAACGAAAAGGAAAAGCCGAAACUGUACAAGGAAGUGCUCCUUCGGAAAGGAGACGAAGUGUCAAUUUUAGUAGAAAACAUGGGGCGGGAGGAUUUCGGCCCCAAGAACAAGGAUCCGAAGGGAAUCAGACGUGUGACCGCAGACGGCUCGAACAUGACCGGCUGGCUUAUGGAAGCUGUUCCUGUGACGCGGAACAGGGACGUCAGCGAACUGAUGCAUUUCCUGAGACGACGCAGCGGAGAGGUUUGCAAAAGGGCGCCAUGUUUCUAUCACGGUUCCUUCGUGCUCCCGAAGGGGCAGGCGCGUCUGGACACGUUCCUGGACCCUUCCAACUACACCAAGGGCGUCGCCUUCGUGAACGGCAUCAACGUCGGCCGCUACUGGCCCGCGGUGGGGCCGCAAGUGACCCUUUACGUACCCGCCGUCUUUCUGCGACCCCACCCCGAGGAGAACAACGUCAUCAUGAUGGAGAUCGACGAAUUACCAAAACGAGAUCAGCGAGGAGUCAGCUUUGCGAACAGGCCACGUUUAGAAGGCUAUGUGGAACGGCCUCAUGCUUAAAGCUUAGUCUUUUGAGAGUCUGAUGAGUAAGGCUGUCACCAGUACAAUCGUGAGCGAUAUGGAAGCGGUAACUUCUUCUGGCUUAUCCUAGCAGCGAUAAAGUGACCAGGUUCCGUUAAGUCCUGGAAGGUCGCCGUGUUCGAAGAUUAACUAGACCAACAAGCUGCUCUCGAAAGCCUUUGCAUGUAGCGAAGGCUGCGCCCUCUCGACUUGAACGCUACGUGUUGAGGCACAGCGUAAAUUCGUUUUUCUUUCUUUCUUUUCUUUUGGCGCAAUCUUCAUCACGUGAAUUUUCUGGAGCCCAUAUAGCAAUGUAGCAAGACAAAGCGGCUCUAGGCAGCCGCGAUCUUUAUAUUCCAACACAAUAAAAAAGUAAGCUUGUAGCGAACAAAGACGAAUAGGAACAAGCCAAGCAUUGGCCGAAAUACCGUUUUCACUUGCUGUCGGAAUGCUCGCUGGAAAGUGAUACAGUAUGUGGUACACCUUGUCCUCAAUCGUCCCCCUGAUGUCAAGCGGUCAGUUUGAUCAUCUCCCAGGCCGGUGGUGAUGACGAAUAAAAUGUUAUCUCAUAGUGAA
Molecule: messenger RNA, 2959 nt
Organism: Dermacentor andersoni
Lineage: Eukaryota; Metazoa; Arthropoda; Arachnida; Ixodida; Ixodidae
Product: beta-galactosidase-1-like protein
Biological process (GO): carbohydrate metabolic process
Molecular function (GO): hydrolase activity, hydrolyzing O-glycosyl compounds
Source: RefSeq, a predicted model, not a curated record